Messenger RNA from Apodemus sylvaticus (European woodmouse), 1782 nucleotides. Its product is annotated as keratin, type II cytoskeletal 2 oral. Gene Ontology annotation, molecular function: structural constituent of skin epidermis. NCBI's taxonomy places the organism in Eukaryota, Metazoa, Chordata, Mammalia, Rodentia, Muridae. Gene Ontology annotation, cellular component: keratin filament. The record is from RefSeq and is a predicted model, not a curated record. The transcript has 9 exons. Gene Ontology annotation, biological process: keratinization; intermediate filament organization. The coding region runs from base 1 to 1782 and encodes 593 amino acids.
AUGAGCAGACAAGCCUGCAAGAAAUACUUCAGCUGUGGGAGCCAGGGCUUCUCUGGCCACUCAGCUGUGGUAUCUGGCAGCAGCAGGAGCAGCUGUGUGGCUCGCUCUGGGGCAGCCAGUGGAGGGGCUCGUGGGUUCCGGAGCGGAGCAGGUAGCUUUGGCAGUCACAGCCUUUACAGCCUGGGUGGCAGCAAGAGUAUAUCUAUCAGUGUGGCGGCUGGUGGCUCCCGGGCUGGUGGCUUCAGUGGAGGGCGUGGCAGCUGUGGCAGUGGCUUUGGAAGCGGCUAUGGAGGUAGCUUUGGUGGUAGCAGAGGAAUGGGAGGUGGCUUUGGGGGAGCUUCUGGAUUUGGUGCUGGUGGCCUUAGUAGGCCUGGUGGCUUUGGCCCCGGUGGCUGCCCUGGGGGAAUCCAGGAAGUGACCAUCAACCAGAGCCUCCUGCAGCCCCUCAAUGUGGAGAUUGACCCCCAGAUUGGGCAAGUGAAGGCCCAGGAGCGUGAACAGAUCAAGACUCUCAACAACAAAUUUGCCUCCUUCAUCGACAAGGUGCGCUUCCUGGAGCAGCAGAACAAGGUCCUGGAGACCAAGUGGGAGUUGCUGCAGCAACAGACCACAGGCUCUGGCUCAGGGCCCCAGAACCUGGAACCUUUCUUUGAAUCUUACAUCAGCUGCUUGCACAAGCAGUUAGAUUCACUUCUGGGGGCUAAGGGGAGCCUGGAGGGAGAGCUGAAGAGCAUGCAAGACCUGGUUGAAGACUUCAAAAAGAAGUAUGAAGAGGAGAUCAACAGGCGUACUGCUGCAGAGAAUGAAUUUGUAGGACUUAAGAAGGAUGUGGAUGGAGCUUACAUGAGCAAAGUGGAGCUGCAGGCUAAAGUGGACAGUCUGACAGAUGACAUCAACUUUCUGAGGACUCUCUAUGACAUGGAGCUGUCCCAGAUGCAGAGCCAUGUCAGCGACACAUCUGUGGUCCUGUCCAUGGACAACAACCGCUGCCUGGAUCUGGACAGCAUCAUCGCUGAGGUCAAAGCCCAGUAUGAGGACAUUGCCCAGAGGAGUAAGGCUGAGGCUGAGGCCCUGUACCAGACCAAGCUUGGGGAGUUACAGACCACAGCCGGCAGGCACGGUGAUGACCUCAAGAGCACCAAGAGCGAGAUUAUGGAUCUCAACAGGAUGAUCCAGAGACUUCGAGCAGAGAUUGAGAAUGUCAAGAAGCAGAACACCAACCUGCAGACGUCCAUUGCAGAGGCUGAGCAGCGUGGUGAGCGGGCCCUCAAAGAUGCAGAUACCAAACUCCAAGACUUGCAGGUUGCUCUGCAGAAGGCCAAGGAGGACAUGGCCCGGCUGCUGCGGGAGUACCAGGAGCUCCUGAACACCAAGCUGGCCCUGGAUGUGGAGAUCGCCACCUACCGCAAGCUGCUGGAGGGCGAGGAGUGCAGGUUGUCUGGAGAGUUUCAGAAUGCUGUGAGCAUUUCGGUGGUCAGCAAUGUUUCCAGCACAAGCAGCAGUGGAGGCUUCAGAGGGGCCGGUGGCAUCAGCUAUGGAGGGGACAGCAGUGGCAGAAGCAGCAUCAGUGGCAGCAGCAUCAGGGGCAGCAGCAGCAGCAGAGGCAGCAGCGAGAGCAGGCUUGGCAGUGGGGGCAGCAUCUCUGUGAACCAGCAGAGAAUGGGCUUAAACUCUGGUGGCAGCCAGACCUCGGUAGGCAGCAGCUACAAGUCCGGCAGAGGAGGCACCAGCAGUGUUCACUUCUCUCAGACCACCAGUUCCAGCCAGCAACGCUCCAAGUGA